AUGUACGACAUAGGCGACAAAGCUGCUCCAACUAGCAUGGAAGUCGAGAACAGUGUGGCGACAUCCGAUCAUGUGGAUGGGAAAGGAUCUAUAGGUAACAUUCACAAUGCGGCCGGUGAGAGUCAGUUGGCUACUGAUACCUAUGGCAACGCUAUUGUCGAGUUCGACAAGGAAGCCGUUCGCAAGCUCAGAUGGAAGCUCGAUCUCUACAUAAUUCCAACUGUUGCUCUUCUUUAUCUUUUCUGUUUCAUUGACCGAGCGAACAUUGGCAAUGCUCGAAUUGCCGGCUUGGAAGAAGACCUAGGGCUUCAAGGUUACGACUACAAUAUCAUUCUUUCUUUCUUUUACAUCUCGUACAUCAUUUUCGAGAUACCUGCAAACAUAUGUUGCAAGUGGAUGGGACCUGGCUGGUUCCUUCCCCUCACAUCUCUUAUCUUUGGCAUUGCCUCUGUUGCCACCGCUCUAGUCCAGACUCAGGCUGCUAUGCGAGGUGUGCGAUUUCUUUUGGGGAUUUUCGAAGCCGGGGUGUUGCCUGGGAUCUCGUACUACCUGUCAAGGUGGUAUCAGCGUGCCGAGCUCACAUUCCGCCUUUCACUCUGCUUGGUUGCAGCCCCUCUGGCUGGCGCCCUCGGCGGACUUCUCGCCUCAGCCAUCCUUACCAUGGAUAGUUUCGGCUCCCUCCGUGAAUGGAGAAUGAUAUUUGCUGUAGAGGGCAUAAUUACUAUAGGCCUAGCUGCCAUCUCAUUUUUCACGCUGACGGAUCGUCCAGAAACGGCGCGCUGGCUAACGCAGGAGGAGAAGGAACUCUGUACUGCUCGUCUAAAGUCAGAGCGUGUGGGAGCCACGGAGAUCCUCGACGGCAUGGACCGCACUAAGCUCGUACGCGGUAUGACGAGCCCUGUCACCAUUCAAAUUGCCGUCAUUUUCCUGUUCAACAAUAUCAGCGUACAAGGGCUCGCGUUCUUUCUGCCAAUGAUUGUGCGCUCAAUCUACCCGAGCUACAGCAUUGUUCAACAGCAGCUUUACAGCGUGCCUCCUUACGCAGUAGGAGCCUUGUUUGUACUGGGGUUUCCAGCACUGAGCUGGUAUCUUGAUCGCAGACAGGUACUUAUCGCGUUGAGCGCUCCAUUAAUGAUAAUCGGUUACAUCAUGUUCCUGGUCUCAGGCAUAGCCAGAGUUCGAUACGCUGCAACCUUCCUCAUUGCCAGCACUGCCAUGGUUCUGGGCACAAUGUCUAACGCGCAGAUCAGCGCCAAUGUGGUUAGCGAUACAGCACGGAGCAGUGCCAUAGGCUUAAACGUUAUGUUGGGCAACGUGGGUGGACUCGUGUCUACCUGGAGCUAUAUUUCAUCAGAUGCGCCAGAUUUCAAGAUUGGCAAUGGGUUAAAUCUUGGUGCCGCUUGCAUGAUGCUUCUCAUAUCACUUGGCGGCUGGUUUUGGAUGAAGUGGGAUAAUAAAAAGAGGGAUCAGCGCGACAUUGAUGCUGAGUUAGCAGGUCUCAGUGCGAAGGAAAUAUCUGACCUUGACUGGAAGCACCCCGGUUUCCGCUGGAGGACAUGA
Colletotrichum truncatum is the source of this 1560-nucleotide messenger RNA. RefSeq names its product transporter C1039.04-like protein 1. Gene Ontology annotation, cellular component: membrane. Gene Ontology annotation, molecular function: transmembrane transporter activity. Gene Ontology annotation, biological process: transmembrane transport. NCBI's taxonomy places the organism in Eukaryota, Fungi, Ascomycota, Sordariomycetes, Glomerellales, Glomerellaceae. The record is from RefSeq and is a predicted model, not a curated record.